This is a messenger RNA of Condylura cristata (star-nosed mole), 1477 nucleotides long. It is a transcript of the gene EEF1AKMT1, whose product is annotated as N-6 adenine-specific DNA methyltransferase 2 (putative). Gene Ontology annotation, molecular function: nucleic acid binding; protein-lysine N-methyltransferase activity. The transcript has 5 exons. Bases 57 to 701 code for a protein of 214 amino acids. NCBI's taxonomy places the organism in Eukaryota, Metazoa, Chordata, Mammalia, Eulipotyphla, Talpidae. Gene Ontology annotation, biological process: methylation. The record is from RefSeq and is a predicted model, not a curated record.
CGCGCCCCGCCGGCCUCGUGACUGCGCAUGCGUGCCGGUCAUAGGCAACUUAUGAAAUGAGUGACUUUGAAGAUGAUGAUGUACCCCAGCUUUCUGCCCAUACCCUUGCAGCUCUCCAGGAAUUUUAUGCCGAGCAGAAGCAACACACACACACAUAUGGGGAUGAGAAAUACAACAUUGGAGUCAUAGAAGAGAAUUGGCAGCUGAGCCAGUUCUGGUACAGUCAGGAAACCGCUCUUCGACUUGCAAAGGAAGCCGUUGCAGAAGCUGGAGAAGGUGGCAGGAUUGCAUGUGUGAGCGCCCCCAGUGUUUACCAGAAACUGAGAGAGCUGCAUAGAGAUGACUUUUCUAUAUACAUCUUUGAAUAUGAUAGAAGAUUUUCCAUAUAUGAAGAGGAAUUUAUCUUCUAUGAUUACAAUAAUCCUUUGGAUUUACCUGAAAAAAUCACUGCACAUAGUUUUGACAUCGUCAUAGCAGACCCCCCCUAUCUUUCUGAGGAAUGCCUCAGAAAAACAUCAGAAACCAUUAAGUAUCUGACACGAAGCAAGAUUCUGCUGUGCACAGGUGCAGUCAUGGAAGAAGAGGCAGCAAAACUCCUUGGCGUGAAGAUGUGCAAGUUUAUUCCAAAACACACACGAACCUUAGCAAAUGAGUUUCGCUGUUAUGUGAACUAUGAAUCUGGACUAGAUCAUGAUGUUUAGAUACAGGUAGGAAUAUAAGCCAGUAGAAUGCCCUUUGUGAUGUUCGUUCCCCUCUUGUAUCUUCCUGGCAGAAUCACAUAAUCUCCCUUACCGCACGAGUGGGGCUCUCCCUAGUCCGGUUUCCAAAAUAAAGAAUAUAGUUGCUCAUGAUGAUUUUCAUAUUGCGAGCUUCUCCAUAGCAUCUGCCCUUUUGAAUCCAUGGAAUUAUAGGUGGAAGACAUCUUAUAGCCCAUGGGUAUGAAGCAAAAGCAUAAACAACUCAGUGAGUUGGCCAAGACUGAAUUAGACAAACAUGAGCUCUCCAUCAGGCUGCACCCUCUUAACACUGCCUCUGAUGCAGCCCAGCAGUUGUAGAUCUUGUGUGGGGGCCUGGCCCCCCAAGAACAAACAACUUGCCUUCGUGAGGUAAGUUGAUAAUCCCACGAAGUGCUGUCUGGGGGCCUCCUGGAUCUCAUUCCUCUCUCCAGCACUGGGGCCCCAGCGGGACAGUGCUGUGCCUGUCUCAGCCUACACUCCUUAGCCGAGAGAUGUUCUGUGCUCUUAGUACAGAGAAAAUAAAAGUGCUUUCUGCAAGCCAGAUGUCAUGGCACAAAGGAGGUUAGGAGUAUGCUAGACUCUAUUUUUGUUCAAAAAAUACUCUCAGACCUCCACACUACAGAACACUGCUCAGCAGUUAAAACAAAUCAUUGACUGGGCUACGGUGAUGGCACACGGGUAAUUUGGUGAUGAGAAGCCAAUGGGGAUUACAACCGAUAUGGGAAAAGGCACAAAAUGAU